GCACCAUUUCCUUUCCUCGUCGAUCAAGCGCCCGCUUCUCUCAAUCGAAGGCACAAGCGCGGCUCUCUCUCCUGCUCCAUCUGAGGAAAGCUUCUCCUUCUGCUGCAUCGGAUCGAGAUAUCAAAGACGGCUUCGGAAAGGAUCACUAGUUUUCAAACUCUAAUUCAAUCACUCUGGCCGGCACUGAGGUGAUUCCUCGCAUCAUUCUGAAGGUGUGGACUGAGGAGGACGCUGCCUUUCCAGUCUUCCCCACUGUCCUUGUUUGGCUCAUUCAUUGUUCGGAAAAAGGAUACCUGAUUGACAACGGUUGACAGGAGAAUCAGUGAAAGAGACUUGUAUAGCUUUAGUCUGUACCGGUUUGUUCGUGAUUGUAGAAGAAAAGUUAUUUACUCCUUUGUUGAUCUGUUAGUACCUGCAAAGAUGGCGAGGUUCAAUUGCUUCUCUAGUCUUCUCAUCCCAAAGAAGAAGAAAUCUGAUAAAUCCAUUAAUCCACGCAAUGCCAGAAGGUUUAACAUUAUGAGAGAUUUGCAUGCUAAAGCAAAAUCAGUUCAUCCUUCUCUUGAUAAGGGAACAAAAGAGGCAUCUUUUGAGCAGAAAAACCCUUCAACGAGGAGUGUGGUAGAGAGUGAAAGCAAGGAUGGUGCUUUGAUUAAGAAUCCAGAAGUGGUUGAGGUGGCUUAUGAAGGAAGUGAAGAGCAUGAUGACGUUCAAUCAAUAAAGAGAGACUUCUCUGUUAUUGAUUUCCAGGCACUAGCUGGAGAGAAAGGUGAACUUGAAUCACCCGAUUUUAAUCUAGAAUGCCGUGUCAAAAUGAGGGAGUAUAAUUCCGAGAAAAAUGAGAGGAUCACUCCUGAGAUGCUGAUUGAAAGUGGACACGUGAGUGAUCCUGGAAUGGAAAAGACAAUGGCUUUUUGGGUUUCUCCUUUGCUGAAGCGAUCAUGCUCCAUGAUCGAAAGAAAGAGAAACGGUAAGUUGUCUAUAUCACUUUCCAAGUCUCUUCCCUACGAAGAUCUGCACAAUUUGCCUGGACACGGCAUUGGAGAAUCACAUGACAUUUUAGGCAGCCCUUUGUCAGUACUAACCUCUUGUAGUGCCGACAAGGUAAUACUAAAGAAGGUAUCUUCAAGUCAGGUGCUUCCCUCAAGAAGCAGGAAGCUCUGGUGGAAGCUUUUCAUUUGGAGUCAUAGGAAUCUCCAAAGGUCUUGGACCUUAAAACCAGAGAGGGAAGUCCUUCCAGGGGGUGCCUCAAACCAGAAAGAUGGUUACUGGUCCAAUACACUUCAGUCAAGUCCUAUUGUUGACAUAAAGAAGAAGAAACCAAUGGAAGAGUCAGAAAUUGCUGCUGGUUUAUGGCCUCAGAAUCAAUGGAUUGCUUUUUGUGCAGAAUCCUCUUCUUUAGACAAAGUUAAUGCUUGGGUCCAUAGUCUUGAGGAAGGCCCCUUUUUCCCAAUUGAAAAUGGUGAAAUAUCAUCUGGCGCUAAUUGUGAGAUAGCUUCGGCUAGGGUGAGGAAGCAUUCACAAAAGAACCACACUCAUAUUGCCAAGCAUGCUUUGGAGGAAAUUGUGCAGGCCAACAACAUCAUUGGAUCUCUCAAUUCCUUGCAUUCAAUGGCCCAUAUUUCUGGUAUGGGCUUAAAAGUUAUACCUGGAAUUUCAGCUUUCACUAGCCUUCGAGUAGUCAAUUUAUCAAACAAUUUCAUAGUUCGAGUUACACCUGGAUCGUUACCUAAGAGCCUUCAUACACUUGAUUUAUCAAGGAACAAGAUUUCCACAAUUGAAGGUUUCAGAGAGUUGAUGAAGCUAAGGGUACUAAAUCUUAAUUACAAUAGAAUCCUGCGGAUUGGUCAUGGACUGUCAAACUGCAUUCUCAUAAAAGAGCUAUACCUUGUUGGCAACAAGAUCAGUGAAGUAGAAGGACUCCACAGGCUUUUGAAGCUUACUGUUCUUGAUCUGAGCUUCAACAAGAUCACCACAGCAAAAGCCUUUGGCCAACUUGUUGCUAACUAUAAUUCCCUCUUAGCUCUCAACCUACUCGGGAAUCCGAUUCACACCCAUAUCGGGGAUGACCAGCUCCAAAAGGUGGUCUGCAGCCUCCUUCCCCAUCUUGCCUACCUCAACAAGCGGCCGCCUAAGUCCCACAGGUCAAGGGAGGUGGUAACUGAUAACGUCACCAAGGCUGCACUUAGGAGCACUGAUUGGAAUUCUCGGAAACGAUCAACAAGGUGUGCAGUGCUCAGUUCAAGCUCUGUGACUAAGGGGGUCACUAAUGGGAGUGAGCAAAAGAACAGACACAGAUCAAAGAGCAGGCGGCAGCACUCAUCUUCGACCCAAAAAUAGCUACAAAAAUAUCUGUUACAGAGGCACUAAUCUUCAUGCAUGUUUGUUGAAUAAGCUGUUUCUGUUUGACCUUAAUUUGAAGAGUGACAAAUAAGAAGCUUGCAUGGAUCAUGUACUUUUGAUGAUUAGAGAAGAGUCAGAAUGCAAUUCAAAACUCAAAACAAUUGGGAAUA
Molecule: messenger RNA, 2510 nt
Organism: Zingiber officinale
Lineage: Eukaryota; Viridiplantae; Streptophyta; Magnoliopsida; Zingiberales; Zingiberaceae
Exons: 5
Coding region: 421-2337 (638 amino acids)
Cellular component (GO): cytoplasm
Molecular function (GO): protein kinase binding
Source: RefSeq, a predicted model, not a curated record